AUGCGUCUGAAUCAAAGGAGCAUAGCAAAGCAGCACUGCUCGGGGCGGCGAGUAGAAAUCGGAAUUGGUGGCCGGACGGACUGCCGGAAGGCUGACUUGGAAAGAAGCAGCACUUCACUGAGGUUAGGUUUCAGGAGACUCGCCAGAAAUUCCUCGAUGCAUCCGAUCGGGUCGGGUAACUCACUGUUUAAGAUGGGGAAGGAGAAGCCAAUUGGCCCUGGCGAUGCCCUCAUUGGGCCCGGGCCGAUUUAG
Molecule: messenger RNA, 252 nt
Organism: Linum trigynum
Lineage: Eukaryota; Viridiplantae; Streptophyta; Magnoliopsida; Malpighiales; Linaceae
Source: the annotation of a GenBank genome assembly